UAUUAAAUGACGGGUUUAGCUGCAUCCAACGUUUGGCUGGAACUAUUUAAAAUUUGGACUGACUCAGUGUCACUAAGGAUAUAUGCUAUAUCAUUGAGUGCAUUUUGCGAGACAGAAAUAAAAAAUUUUAUAAAAAAAAGUAAAACCAAAUGCUUUUAAAGUUUCUUAGACUGUUAUAAAGAAGUUUUGCCACACGCUUUUCAUAAAUACGGUUAUGCAAUAGUGGAGAAGUUGAUUGCAAUAGAUUGCAACGGUAUAUAAGAGUUUUUCUUUGAAAAUGAAUAGUGCAGAGGCAGAUACACAUCAGAAUAGCCAAUCCAAAACGAAGGACACAAAUGGGCACAGUGUAGUUAGUUCCGAUGGUGAUUAUGAUCCGCAUCUACAUCGCAAUGUACAAAAUCCCACCACAACUUUGCAAACAUUUGCACAUUUCCUGAAAGCCUCUAUAGGAUCGGGUGUUUUAGCAAUGCCGAGUGCCUUCGCAAAUGCCGGCUACAUCACUGGACCCAUACUGACACUAACCAUUGGUUGCAUUGCUGUACAUUGCCUGCACAUAUUGAUAAACUCCAUGUACGAGCUGUGCAAGCGUAAACGUGUGCCAUACCUAACGUUCUCCGAGGCAAUGACGAUUGGUUUGCAUGAGGGCCCACCUAUUUUCAAAUGUGUCUUACCAAUAGCAACUCCACUCGUUGACGGUUUUCUCGCCUUCUAUCACUUUGGCGUCUGUUGUGUGUAUGUGGUAUUCAUAGCGGAGAGCAUCAAGCAGAUUGUCGAUGAGUAUCUGGUGGUUUUGGAUAUACGGCUGCAUAUGUGCUUCAUUUUAAUACCGUUAUUUUUGCUGUUCAGCAUUAGAACACUGAAAACAUUGGCGCCUUUCUCAACAUUUGCCAAUCUAUUGCUCUUCGUAGGUUUUGGCAUUGUGCUUUAUUAUAUUUUCGCAACGUUGCCGCCGAUUAGCACACGUCAACCGUUCCAGGUUGUUUCCCGUUUACCAAUUUUCUUUGGCACCGUGCUGUUUGCCAUUGAAGCCGUCGGUGUGAUUCUUGCUAUUGAAGGGAAAAUGGAGAAACCCAAGUCUUAUAUUAAGCCUUUCGGUGUAUUGAAUGUUGGCAUGGCAAUUGUGCUCAGUUUGUAUAUUCUACUGGGAUUCUUUGGUUACUGGGAGUACGGUGACGAUGCUUUGGGCAGUGUGACUUUAAAUAUACCACAGCAGGCAAUUUUAGCUCAGGUCGCGAAAAUCAUCUUCGCCAUUACCACAUGGAUUACAUAUGCAUUACAGGGUUACGUUACGGCCGAUAUCAUUUGGAAUAAAUAUCUUUCGAAGCGCACAAAAGACACCUCCAAGCAUGUGCUUUACGAGCUUCUGAUAAGGGGCGGCAUUGUUUUGCUGACGUUUUGCUUUGCUGUGGCAAUACCGGAUUUGUCGGUCUUCCUAUCGCUUGUCGGCUCAUUUUGUCUAUCUAUACUGGGUUUAAUUCUCCCCGCAUUGCUGCAGAUCUGUGUACAAUAUGGCCUGGGAUAUGGCGUUUGGAAGCUGAAAUUGGUAAAAAAUGUAUUUUUAAUUGCAUUUGGCAUAUUCGGUGGCAUCAUUGGCUCGUACGUUAGUAUCGUACAGAUUAUCGAAAGCUAUAACACGUAAAGUGGAUAACUAUAAAGCGGAAUUAUGAGGAAAUCAUUUAAUUGUUAAUUAAAUUGUAAUGUUAAGAAAUAAAGUAUU
Messenger RNA from Bactrocera latifrons, 1717 nucleotides. RefSeq names its product proton-coupled amino acid transporter-like protein CG1139. Gene Ontology annotation, cellular component: vacuolar membrane. Bases 278 to 1639 code for a protein of 453 amino acids. Lineage: Eukaryota; Metazoa; Arthropoda; Insecta; Diptera; Tephritidae. The record is from RefSeq and is a predicted model, not a curated record. Gene Ontology annotation, biological process: amino acid transmembrane transport. The transcript has 9 exons. Gene Ontology annotation, molecular function: amino acid transmembrane transporter activity.